UUCCCUCCCUCUACGGGUUUUCUUGUGCUGCUUGCGAGGGGUUUCUUCCUUUCUGUCCGACAUCUUUGAGACAGCAGCAGCAUGCCUCCUAAAGACGACAAGAAAAAGAAGGAUGCCGGCAAGUCUGCCAAGAAGGAUAAGGACCCAGUCAAUAAGUCCGGAGGCAAGGCCAAGAAGAAGAAGUGGUCCAAAGGAAAAGUGAGGGACAAGCUGAACAAUCUUGUGCUGUUUGACAAAGCCACUUAUGACAAGCUGUGUAAAGAAGUACCCAACUACAAACUUAUUACCCCAGCGGUGGUAUCUGAGAGGCUGAAGAUCAGAGGCUCACUGGCCAGGGCUGCCCUCCAGGAGCUGCUCAACAAAGGUCUGAUUAAAUUAGUGUCCAAGCACAGAGCCCAGGUCAUCUAUACCAGAAACACAAAGGGUGGUGAUGCACCUGCAGGAACUGAGGAAACGGUCUAAUGGGAGGAUCCAAAUUUUCUUUGUACAUUAACAGAAAUAAAUCUGUAUAAAUAAA
Molecule: messenger RNA, 517 nt
Organism: Nanorana parkeri
Lineage: Eukaryota; Metazoa; Chordata; Amphibia; Anura; Dicroglossidae
Gene: RPS25
Product: ribosomal protein S25
Exons: 5
Coding region: 82-462 (126 amino acids)
Cellular component (GO): cytosolic small ribosomal subunit
Molecular function (GO): structural constituent of ribosome
Source: RefSeq, a predicted model, not a curated record